Molecule: messenger RNA, 1242 nt
Organism: Rhodofomes roseus
Lineage: Eukaryota; Fungi; Basidiomycota; Agaricomycetes; Polyporales; Fomitopsidaceae
Product: etoposide-induced protein 2.4-domain-containing protein
Exons: 7
Coding region: 1-1242 (413 amino acids)
Biological process (GO): macroautophagy
Cellular component (GO): endoplasmic reticulum
Source: RefSeq, a predicted model, not a curated record
AUGUCGAGGUCGUCGCACCGCACGUACCCAAUAUCACCGUCUGUCGACCACAGCUAUGCUGUCUCGCCCACCGCGAGCACGUUCUACACGUCCAGGUCCACCUACCCCAACUUCCUCUCGCUGCAGGACACCGUCCGCGUGCAGCUCUCGUGCGCAUGGCGGGGGCUCGUCGAUGCCUCCCGCUGGGACACCGUCAUUCGGCUCAUCGCGAGCGACUCCGAGAUCCGGGGGAACGUGCUCAAGUCCCUGCUCCUGAACACGCUCUCGCUCGCGUCGAUAUACCUGUUCGACCUCCUCCUGUUUCCGCUCGCUCAGGGCGAGCACUAUUGGCUGCACCGCAACGUCGGCUGGGCGUACCAGGUGCUCUGGCUCCUCCCGGUCGUCGGCAUCUCCCUCUAUCUCAAUAGGAACUGGUGCGGCCUGAUCGCGAAGCGCACCUUCACAUUGCAGCACGGCCCCCGCGCAGGCGCCGCGCCGCCCUCGACGUACACGGGCGUCCUCAACUCCGUCGCGACCUCCGCGUACGGCGGGAUCAUGGUCGCGACGUCGCUCGUGCUCUCCCUCGCGCUCGCGCGCGUGCCUGUGGUCGGCCCGUUUGCGGGCUUCGCGUUUUUCUGCUGGGUCGACGCAUAUUAUUGCUUUGAGCAUGUGUGGAUUACAAGGGGACUCUCGCUGUCGAGAAGGGUGAGACACCUAGAGGAGCGUUGGGCAUACUAUUGGGCCUUUGGCCUCCCCUCAACGGCCCUAUGCAUGUGGGGCAGCAGCCUCGCGAACGCGGCGCUGUUCGCGCUUGUCUUCCCUGCAUACAUCAUCAUGGCUAUGCAUGCCCGCCCUGCGCCGCUGGAUCCCUUCAAUCCAGCCGUCUCCGUUCCCUCUGGCGCGUCGUCUAGCAGUACACUCGAGGACAUCCGACAUCCCCACCCAUUCGUGCCCAUCCGACUGCCCAUAUUUGCUCUCGUCUUAUGGCUGAACGACUGGGUUGUCCGGCUACUUAGCCUAGGCGGCGGCCGCGGGGCAAGCAAGCUGCCGGGGGUACCGAGCAGCGCAAGUCGGGGUCAUCGCAGAAUGUUCAGCGAGGCGGUGGAUAGCAUGGAGGAAGGCGACUUUGUAGAGCUGAGCCCGGUGACUGCGCCAAGCCCGCAGAUGCGCUUGCCGCCGAGUGGGUCUGCUGCGAGGAUGAGGAUGAGUGGGAGUGUGAGUAUGGGCAGCGUGGGCUCGUCUCCUCGACGGAAGCGAGACUGA